GGCCCGGAAGGAAGUGGCGUGCGGAGAGGUGUGGCGGUUUCUGCGGUUGCACAGGGGUUCGGACGAGUACGGAGCGCCUGGAGGGACAGCCUGGGUGAACGCUCACUGAUGGCUCAGCUGGGAGCAGUUGUGGCUGUGGCUGCCAGUUUCUUGUGUGCAUCUCUCUUCUCAGCUGUGCACAAGAUAGAAGAGGGACAUAUUGGGGUGUAUUACAGAGGCGGUGCCCUGCUGACUUCCACCAGCGGCCCUGGCUUCCAUCUCAUGCUCCCAUUCAUCACAUCCUAUAAGUCUGUGCAGACCACACUCCAGACAGAUGAGGUGAAGAAUGUACCUUGUGGGACAAGCGGUGGCGUGAUGAUCUACUUCGACCGAAUCGAGGUGGUGAACUUCCUGGUCCCACACGCAGUGUAUGACAUAGUGAAGAACUACACUGCCGACUACGACAAGGCGCUCAUCUUCAACAAGAUCCACCACGAGCUGAACCAGUUCUGCAGUGUCCACACGCUCCAGGAGGUCUACAUCGAGCUCUUCGAUCAGAUUGAUGAAAAUCUCAAACUGGCUUUGCAACAGGACCUGACCUCCAUGGCCCCCGGGCUCGUCAUCCAAGCUGUGCGGGUGACAAAGCCCAACAUACCUGAAGCCAUCCGCAGGAACUACGAGCUGAUGGAAAGCGAGAAGACGAAGCUUCUGAUUGCAGCCCAGAAGCAGAAGGUGGUGGAGAAGGAAGCCGAGACGGAGCGGAAGAAGGCCCUCAUCGAGGCAGAGAAAGUGGCUCAGGUGGCCGAAAUCACCUAUGGGCAGAAGGUGAUGGAGAAGGAGACGGAGAAGAGAAUUUCGGAAAUCGAAGAUGCUGCGUUUCUGGCCCGGGAGAAGGCCAAGGCGGACGCCGAGUGCUACACUGCCAUGAAAAUAGCCGAAGCAAAUAAGCUGAAGCUGACCCCUGAGUAUUUGCAGCUGAUGAAGUACAAGGCCAUCGCUUCCAACAGCAAGAUUUACUUUGGCAAAGACAUCCCUGACAUGUUCGUGGACUCUGCGGGCAGCCUGGGCAAGCACUUGGAGGCGCUGGCUGACAAGCGGAGCUUUGGCUUAGAAGACGAGCCCGCGGAGGCAGACGCGGAGGAGAACUGAACGUUUCUGUCCCCGGGCCGCACGUGACACUCAAAGAGAUCUUUAUUUUUUAACGAUGAACCAGCCCUCCCUUCCACACUACCUUCUUUGACUCUCUUCCACGUACUGUGGUGAAAAAAGAAGAAACGGACUUAAACCUAUUCCCCUUCCUGGGAGGCGGGGGCAGGGACUGAUGAAUUGGGGUUUUCUUCAGGUAAGUGGGUCACGUGACUUCUGUUAAGCUUUGGAAACCGUGGGCUAGACCUUGGACCUCCAGGCACUGAUCUUCGCCCUUUGGAAGCUGGCUUAAUUAGGGAUGCUGUUAAUGAGUGGGAGACGUGCAGGGUGUCACCUCCGACCGGACCGCCCUUAUCUGGGGAAAGGCAGUCCCGUGUUCUCAUUGUGCCUCCAAGGUGGGAGAUGCCCGUGGGUGAGGCCCAGCUACCGAGCAAAUAUGUGCUUGUAAGUUUGCCAGCAGAGCUGUGGAGAAACGGCCGCCGUGGACGUUGGCUUUCCCGGCGCUCCUGGCCGUGAGCCCGUGGGUUACUGCCGAGGCCCGCUCUCUGGAGCCCCGGUAAGGAAGAGCUGGUGCUGUAGGUUUCGCCAGCUUUUCUACACACCACCCUCCUUGCCCCAGGGCUGAAGGCGUGGUGGCUUCCGACCACAUUUUCAGGGUCAGGGUUUGGCCACCACCACACAAUUCUUCUUAAAACUUUGCACCUGUUC
This is a messenger RNA of Mesoplodon densirostris (Blainville's beaked whale), 1833 nucleotides long. It is a transcript of the gene ERLIN2, whose product is annotated as ER lipid raft associated 2. The record is from RefSeq and is a predicted model, not a curated record. NCBI's taxonomy places the organism in Eukaryota, Metazoa, Chordata, Mammalia, Artiodactyla, Ziphiidae. Bases 109 to 1128 code for a protein of 339 amino acids. Gene Ontology annotation, cellular component: endoplasmic reticulum; endoplasmic reticulum membrane. Gene Ontology annotation, biological process: SREBP signaling pathway. The transcript has 12 exons. Gene Ontology annotation, molecular function: ubiquitin protein ligase binding; cholesterol binding.